CGGCGAGGGCGGGGCGGGCUUUGUUACAGAGCAAAUGGAUUGCACCUACCUGGAGCUCUGCGGGCGCCCCAUGGGCGCCUUGAAUGGAGGUGAUGUCACGGUGAUGCAGGCCGGCCCAGCCUCGCCGAGAGAAAGGAGCGCAGCGCCAGGAGAGGCCGGCCCCAGAGCGAGCGACCCUGCGCGCCCAGCGCAGCCCGGGUCCCGGGGAGGCCGGCCCUGCGCCCCGCACCCCUGCAGGGGCCCCGCAGUCCCAGCCAGGGCUGGGCCUGGCCCGCUGCCCCUGAGCUGGGUCCCUCCCACCCCCGCCCGCGCUCGGCCUGGGGCUGGAGUUGGCCCCGGACACCGCGCCAGAGCCGGGCGGGCGGCGCGUCCCAGCGCCCUUUCUGCAGUUUUACGCCCAGAGAGAUCGAAUCACUUAAAACUCCACAACCUUGAUCCUAAAGCGCGGAGACCAGGAUGUGUACAAGUUGGGUUUUGUGGCUGGAGACAUACCCCCACCCCCCAGGCUUCAGAAGUGGCUGGCGCUGAGAGGGACCCACCUGGAACCUGGCCUGGGAGCCAGGAUGGCCCCCCACAAGGCCUUGCUGAUGUGCCUAGGACUCCUUCUCUUCCUGUUCCCAGAAGCCCAGGCCCAGAAAUCUGCCCCACCUGGCUGCAGUUCAGACCUCAACUCCCUCUACUACAACCUGUGUGACCGCUCUGGGGCUUGGGGCAUCGUCUUGGAGGCAGUAGCUGGGGCAGGUAUCGUCACCACCUUUGUGCUCACCAUCAUCCUAGUGGCCAGUCUCCCCUUUGUUCAGGACACCAAGAAACGGAGCCUGCUGGGGACCCAGGUGUUCUUCCUACUGGGGACCCUGGGCCUCUUCUGCCUUGUGUUCGCCUGUGUGGUGAAGCCCGACUUUUCCACCUGUGCCUCCCGGCAGUUCCUCUUUGGGGUCCUGUUUGCCAUCUGCUUCUCCUGUCUGGUGGCUCAUGUCUUUGCCCUUAACUUCCUUGCCCGGAAGAACCAUGGGCCCCAGGGCUGGGUGAUCUUUGCUGUGGCUCUGCUGCUGACCCUUGUGGAGGUCAUCAUCAACACAGAGUGGCUGAUCCUCACCCUGGUGCGAGGAGGUGGUGAGGUUGGCUCUCUGGGCAACGGUAGUGCCGACUGGACUGUGGCCUCCCGCUGCACCAUCGCCAACAUGGACUUUGUCAUGGCUCUCAUCUAUGUGAUGCUGCUGCUGCUGGGGGCCUUCGUGGGGGCCUGGCCCGCCCUCUGUGGCCGCUUUAAGCGGUGGCGGAAGCACGGUGUCUUUGUGCUCCUCACCACAGCCACCUCAAUUGCUAUCUGGGUGGUGUGGAUUGUCAUGUACACCUAUGGCAACAAGCAACACAACAGCCCCACCUGGGAUGACCCCACGCUGGCCAUUGCCCUUGCUGCCAAUGCCUGGGCUUUUGUUCUCUUCUACGUCAUCCCUGAGGUCUCCCAGGUGACCAAGGCCAGCCCAGAGCAGAGCUACCAGGGAGACAUAUACCCUACCCGAGGCGUGGGUUACGAGACCAUCUUGAAAGAGCAGACGGGCCAGAGCAUGUUUGUGGAGAACAAGGCCUUUUCAAUGGAUGAGCCAGCCUCAGCUAAAAGGCCUGUGUCACCUUACAGCGGCUACAACGGGCAACUGCUGACCAGUGUGUACCAGCCCACCGAGAUGGCCCUCAUGCACAAAGGCCCGUCUGAAGGCGCUUACGACGUCAUCCUCCCACGGGCCACCGCCAACAGCCAGGUGAUGGGCAGUGCCAACUCGACGCUGCGGGCUGAGGACAUGUACAUAGUCCAGAGCCACCAGGUGGCCACGCCGUACAAAGACAGCAAGAACUCUCAGGCUCAUUCCCCGCAAAAUAAAACGAGAUGGUAGACGCCCUCUUCCCUGGACCACACAGCAUGCUGCCGUCCUCUGUACCCACGCUGGGCAGAGCCCAGCACCUUUCCAGCCCUUGUCAGUGGAGCUGGGAGGGACCGGGAGGCCACCAACCUGGCGAAGUGGACAGAGUGGGGGCCUGUGAAGGCCUGAGGCAUGUCGCCCGACCUCCUAGGGCCACCUCUUUUCUGCCCAGCCCAACCACUGUGGCUACGAGGAGCUGCCUGCAGACUCCUAGUUCCUCCCACCACAGCCCCUGUGUCCCACGCUGCUCUCUUGACAGCCACCCUGCUGUGAACAGCAGGCCUCUACUGCCUGUCUUGACCCUGGACCUUUCCAGCCUGGCUGUCCUGGUGCCUGGCAUCAGCUCAUCCUCCUGUGCACUUGGGUGGAUCUCCUGCAUGAGGCUUUGAAGCCAAGCCAUGGCAGGAGUCAUGCCUUGCCCUUCUCCUCAGGGCCAUCUGCCACUACCUGGACUGUGGAAGGCCACUGAGCUGGCUGAUCAGACACUGCUUCUCUCCUGGCCUCUGGGUCCUGGGUCCAAGCCACUGCCUCUGAUCAAGCCUUCUCCACCUUCAAUGAACCAGGCCCACCACCCAGCCUGGGCCAGCC
Octodon degus (degu) is the source of this 2507-nucleotide messenger RNA. It is a transcript of the gene Gprc5c, whose product is annotated as G protein-coupled receptor class C group 5 member C. The coding region runs from base 564 to 1892 and encodes 442 amino acids. The record is from RefSeq and is a predicted model, not a curated record. Gene Ontology annotation, cellular component: signaling receptor complex; intracellular membrane-bounded organelle; plasma membrane. NCBI's taxonomy places the organism in Eukaryota, Metazoa, Chordata, Mammalia, Rodentia, Octodontidae. The transcript has 6 exons. Gene Ontology annotation, biological process: G protein-coupled receptor signaling pathway. Gene Ontology annotation, molecular function: protein kinase activator activity; G protein-coupled receptor activity.